This is a messenger RNA of Mus pahari (shrew mouse), 675 nucleotides long. RefSeq names its product NADH:ubiquinone oxidoreductase subunit S4 (gene Ndufs4). The transcript has 5 exons. The record is from RefSeq and is a predicted model, not a curated record. Bases 33 to 560 code for a protein of 175 amino acids. Lineage: Eukaryota; Metazoa; Chordata; Mammalia; Rodentia; Muridae. Gene Ontology annotation, biological process: electron transport chain.
GUACUCGCAUCCUGGCGUUUGCCCACAGGAAGAUGGCGGCGGUCUCAAUGUCAGUGUCGCUGAGACAGGCGUUGUUGGGGCGAAGGGCAGUGGCCACAGCUGCCGUUUCCGUCUGUAGAGUUCCAUCCAGGUUGUUGAACACAUCCACUUGGAAGCUGGCAGACAACCAGACUCGGGACACACAGCUUAUAACAGUUGAUGAGAAACUGGAUAUCACUACUUUAACUGGUGUUCCAGAAGAGCACAUCAAAUCCAGAAAGGUCAGGAUCUUUGUUCCUGCUCGCAAUAACAUGCAGUCUGGAGUGAACAACACAAAGAAAUGGAAGAUGGAGUUUGAUACCAGAGAGAGAUGGGAAAAUCCUUUGAUGGGUUGGGCAUCAACGGCUGAUCCUCUCUCCAACAUGGUUCUAACCUUCAGUGCCAAAGAAGAUGCAAUUGCCUUUGCAGAAAAAAAUGGAUGGAGCUAUGACGUGGAAGAGAAGAAGGUUCCGAAACCCAAGUCCAAGUCUUAUGGUGCAAACUUUUCUUGGAACAAAAGAACAAGAGUGUCUACAAAAUAGGUUGGAGCUGGCUACAUUUCUGCUUGACUGUGACUGAAGUGUCAGCUGUGCACUAUUUAUAGUCCAUGGAUAAUGCACCUCUUAAUCUCCUAAUAAAUAUGACCUUUAAACUACA